UUGUUUUUCUUUGCGUCACCAACCAUUCUAACCUUAAAUUUUAUCUCACCAACCAAAUAAGUUUAAAAAACCAUGAAAGAUUGAGACUAGAAGUUUGAAACAUUCCCGUGCUGUCUUGUCCCUCAUCCCCUUUUCUUUUCCACUCUAUGGGACCUUAUGGUAUUUAUUUAGUUCAUCAAUCUCUCCCUGUCGGUGUCUAAGGUAUUGCCGUAUACCAAAUCUUCAUGCAACACACAAGUUCCCUCAGUCGUUUGAGAUGAGAUGUCUCUUUUCGCAUAAUCAGGAAUGUCAGAGCUAAUUUUUGGAACUGGCCUUGGAUCUUUCAUUUUAAUUGCUGUUUGGUGCCUGGCUGUUGUUCUUUGCCUCAUUUCAAUACGAACGCAACGGAGUAUUGGUCUGGUGUCAAUCCUGUGCGCUUGUUUCAUCACUUGCAUUCUUUUGUCAAUCCCCCGUGGUAAUUUUCAAGAAGAGAAGAGCCCUAAGGAGAUUUAUGAUGGAAUAUUCAUUUGGCGCUCAAGCCUUCUAGUCCUGCUUGGUCUAUCAUCUGUCGUUGGUUUUGGAAUGUUUGUGACUACUCAUCUCAUGGAACCAAAACAAGCCCAGGCCAUCAAAGGAUGGUAUCUGUAAUCGCAUGAACGCCAUCGAUCAAAAGCCAAAAAUUCAUUGUUCCUCUCAUUUGUGGAGAGCUCAAAUGUUCAUCUCAGAGGACUGAGCUGAAACCGAGACCUUGCCAGGCACUUAUCAGUUCAUCAACCGAUCCCAGCAAAAUGAACGUCCUACACCGCGCCAAGACUAUCAUCAGCACGCCUAGCCUGUUUACCAUUUCAAAACACUUCAAGAGCUUCAUCAUAAAAGACAACGAUGACUUUGUCACUCGCGUGAUGAAUUCAAAUGUUCCGGUGAUUGUCAAUUUCCAUGCAGAAUGGUGUGAACCAUGCCAGCUUCUCACCCCACAGCUGAAAGGCCUUGUUGAUGAGUCAGAAGCUGUCGAUCUAGCCAUUGUGGACGUAGAAAAGAACCCAGAGCUAGUUCAUGCGUUUGAAGUCAAGGCUGUCCCUGCCGUUUUGGCCAUCAGGAACGGCCUAGUUGUGGAUAAGUUUGUAGGGCUUGUUGAUUCAGAUUUGAUUACAAAGUUAGUCGACAAAAUGUCGGGGAAAAGCAAUUCGGAUGUUACAUAAUGCUAAAAAAUUGACCACUUUUUCACUGAAAUCAAUGUUGAUUUCACGAUCAUGUGAAUUUUAUUUUAAGUAACUUGCCCUGUGAUCCAAUAACCAAAGUUACUUGAAAUAAUCAUAAUAGAAUUUUCAAAAAGUAAUUUUUACCAAUUGUGACCGUCCACAAGUACAGAGACCUUUGCACUGAGAUUCAUUUUUCAGGAAAGUGUUUAGUCAUAAUUGCUCUUAAAAAUGAAUUUGAAGGUUCUGAAAAAAUAUUCUUUAGCAUUGAAAAAAAUUAUUUUCAAACGGUUUGGUUCAAUUUUAUGAUAAUGAAGGGAUUAAAGUUUCAUCAUCAUUGGACAAUUUUGAGUUCUUAUCAUAGAAAUUUCCAAAAACCAGUUUUGAGAUUGCAACCUUCAAACUGCCUUUGGAAGUUUUCAACCAAAAUGUUUGUGAAAUGUCCCUCUUAAUAAGCAGCUGUAGCGAUAUCUCCUUUUGAGUUUUCCAGUACUAAGGUCCUUUUGCCUGUGAACAGUCACAAUGGGUCUGUUGCAAACUUUUGCAAGAACAAUAAGAGAGGCUUUUUCGGUUGGAGUACGGCUUGGAAAUCGCAAUGUGCACAUCCAGGAAAGUCUAAAACUCACUCCUUUAUUAACAAUUUGUGUAAGAAAUUUAGUGCAUUUUUUAGCUUCCUACUCAAAACAGUAUACUACCAGGGUUUCUGCAGUCAGGGAAUACGAGGGAAACUAGGAAAUAUUAGGAGAAAGACGAAAGUGUCAGGGAAAAAUGUUAAGUCAUAUUUAUUUGCUCUCUAGAUUGGGUUUGAAGUUUCGAUUCACAAAUUUUGCCUAAAAACUAUCUCAAUUUAUGUCUUUUUAACCAUCUGACAUAUCUGCGAUUGCAAGAGAAUUUCACAAAAAUUUGUCUGGAAAAUUCAUUUUUAAAUUACAUGGCAAUCCUGUACGGCAAAAACAUAAUGUGAUUGAGAUUAGCCACUGUGGUUUCACGACUCAAUGCAAGGCAAGAAAUGGCUUCUAUUUGGUGACACAGUCUCAACAAUAUAAAGGAACAAGAUUACUUUUACUCUUUAAACUUAAUAUAGAAAGCAUAGAAGUGAUGUUGUCAGUUAAAUGGUGUUUGUCAUGUUGUCCAUUUUUAAUUAUAAUUCUGAGAAACCUGAUGGUGGUCAAUUUUGCAUACUUUUUGAAACAGCGGUGGCUCAUUUACAUCAAUUUAAGUCUUUGCUGUAGUAUACUUUUUGAAGAUAGUAGCGCAAAUUGCUUACGCAGAUUAUGAAGUUAGAGGUGAAUUUUAGACUUAACAGAUAUGUUUGUUGUUAUUUUUUAGUCUUUUCAUGCUAGCAAGGUCUCUUUCUCUCACUAUGACAAAAUUUUGUAACGGAUCCGUCAUUGUUUUUGUUUUUGUUUUUAUUACAUAUAUUUAUAUCAGGAAAUCAUAACCACUCUUGUACCAAAUUUAUUAAUUAAUUUAUUCAAGUAAUCAAAUUAAGUAAUAAGUCCAAUGCAACCCCUUUUUUUAUGUUCAAAACUAUUGAGUGUAAAGCAGGGUAUGGCAUUAACUAUUUUUAACAAACAUUCUUCUAGGUUCACAAGAUCUGAACCUAAAAACAGGAAUUUGAAUAUUUUUAGGCAUCUGAAUUAAACUAAUAUUUGGAGGGAGUUGAAACAAAAAAAUGAAAUGAAAUCAUUUCCUUCAUGAUCAAUGAAUGCAAAAAUUUAUUUUCACUAAAAGGCAAUCUUCUCGAUCUGACAGUAAUCAAAUCGUGAUUUAUGGCAUUGAUUGGUAUUGCUUGAACUACCAGCGGUCGGAUUAUUGAAACCAUGUCGGCCUGACACGACAAGACAUAGCUCUAUCUUAACCAUGCAAUAUAUCGCAAUUUGAUGUCUUGUCUGGCUGCUUUAAACUUUCAAUAAUUGGCCCGUAGGUAACUGUCACAUUCGCAGUUUAGGGAGAGCAUCUCUAUUUUCUCAUGACUGUAACAGCUUAAAUCUUAAUUUUGAUCUAAGAAAUUGUGCAUUGAAAACAGGGCAUUCUCAGGGGAAAUAUUGCAUUCAACUGAUAUUUUGAUAUUGGCCUCGGAUGCAAUAAUUUUUCUCUGAUAAAAUUUUGCAUUCAGUUCACAAAAUUUUUGUAUUUAAUUCAUUUCAUGUCAGAUCGUCAGUAUUGUCACAUCAGGAGUGAUAGUCUCAAAAUGGUACCAAAAUGACAGUCUGCUGAAAAAAAAAGGCUUAUCAUCACACAGGGUGAUCUAGAAGUCCCACUUUUGCUCCUUUUCAGGGUGGUCCACUCAAAGUUUUGGGGACUCCUCAAAGUCGUUUCCUUUGACCUCGAAAGAAUCACCAAAUUUCAAGUCCCUAUGUCAAUUCGUUCAAAAGUUACAGUGGUGAUGCCUGUUGCUGAUUUUGUGAGACUUUUGAAUCACCCUGUGUUUAUCUUGUGUCAUUUAAACUUAAAAUCCUUCAGUAUUUUGAUUAUACAGCAUCUGUUAUGAAAGACUGAAUUAUAGAAUAUGAAAGAUCACCCUGUGUUCAUCUUGUGUCAUUUAAACUUGAAAUCCUUCAGUAUUUUGAUUAUACAGCAUCUGUCAUGAAAGACUGAAUUAUAGAAUAUGAAAGAUCAAGAUUUCUCACGCUUACUGAAAAAUUGUGUAUCCAUAGAAGAAUCAUCUAAAAUUUAAAAAUAUUUUUUUGACGUAAAGUAAUACAGUUGAUGUACAAUAUUUUGCUCAGCUUCUCCACACAGAACAUCAUAGGAUCAAUUAAUCUAACAAGCUCUCUAAAUUGAGUCACCAUUUUUUCUCUUAUUUUUUUCAAACAUGAACAGAUUUUUGCUGUUAAGGAAAGUAUGUAUGUACAGUAUUUAGAGGCAGUAACAAAUAAUAAUUGCUUUUCAAGGAAGAAUUUUCUAAAUUCAUUUCUUUUUUACAGUCAUGUAACUGUAAUUCUGUGAGAACAAUGGUGUCUUCGAUUUUAUUUAAGCUCGUAUUUUGAAAUUUUCGAGUAUUAUAUUUUUCAUUCAAUAAGUUUUCUUAGUGAUACUAAAAAACGCACCAAACGAUCACAGAGGAACGCACACUUCCAAUGAACAUAGAUUGAUAGCUUGCAUAAAUGUUCGAGUCAACUUAAAUUAAGUAAAAAUUUUGUGCAUAUUUUUGUUUUUGGAUUUUAUAAUUUUUUAUCAUCACACAUACUAGUCAUUUUGCGUGAAAAAAGUAUUGCUAUAGGUGUCUUACAAUUUUUCAGGUUUACUUUCAUAAGUUUUUAAUUUUUUCCGAUUUAUAUUUAUUCGAAUUACUAUUGUGCAUUUUUAAAGUUGCUCAGUUUUUUUUUUAUUUCUUUUUAAGGUUGAUCAUUUUUUUAAACAAAUUUAUUGCACCUUUAUCAUCAAACAGUGAAGAAUUCUGUGCUAUUUUGCUGUCCUUCUUUGAAUUUUAUUUCGUAGAACACAGUAGAUUAAAACUACCCUAGUGAGCUAUGAAAUGGACUCAUGUGAUAGUCUCUCACUUUCCUUUUAUGCUGUAUGUUAGUUAGCACUUUGAGUUUUUCAACAAGUGCAUAGGAAUUUAGCCUUAGAAAAUGGUAAAACUAACUAUCCACCUGCAGCUAUUUGAACUAUUUUUUAUAUUUUUAAAACUGAUGAUUUCAAUACAUGAUUCAAUGGAAAGAGCAAGCCUCUUCUUUUGACACCGCUGGAAAAAAUAGCGGUGCUGCUUUUGAAGUAAUUUUUUUCAUUAUCACAACGUAAAUAAUUGAUAACGAUUGUGCAAAAAUGCGAAUCUUACUCUGUUUGAUUUCCAGAAAUUCUUUGCUGUUUGUUGACUUUUUGACUCGUACACUUUAUUUUCUCGUUUCGGUUUUUCCGGUUGUAUAUGUUGAAAUUUACAUAACUUUUCAUGACCUUAGACAACAAUAAAUAGCUGAUGGAUUUGUUCUACAUUUAAAUAGAUGCCUUAGAAAUUACCACAAUAAAUAAUGUUUUUAUAGCUUUAUAUUUUUUGAAAAAUUCUUUAUAAUUACCUCAUCACAAGAGUUUCUGCGUCAUAUUGUAUCCAACCGUUAAGCUGUAUUGUACCAGAAACUCAAAAUAAAAUCUAAUUUCAUGCACUCAGCUCAUCUCCUGAGCCUACCUUGAUGAAAAGGUUUAUUUAGGAAAGAAGAAUGGGGUCCGCUUAGCAUUUAUGUUCUUUUUCAAAUCAGUCAUCUAGCUGAUAUUUCAACCAGCUGUCAUGUACAUAUAGUUGCAAGUUGUCAAGUGUUUUCCCUAUUUUGAUUUCUCCCUUAUUUAUCGAUUCAUACUGAGCUCGCUUUAUUUCUUGAAGUUUACUUACUGAGUUUUUUCUUGGGGCACUUUCAUAAAAUAUCAUCCGUGAGAGCUGGAUUUUUAUCUCGAAAGUAUUUCAUCAAGUUAAGUUUUAGAAUCAAAGUACCUGUAAUUAUAAGCCGGAGUAUUUACGUCAUUUAUACCAUCAACUAAACAGCCAAGGUUUAAUCGAUAGUGAUACUGCAGAAAUAUGUGUCUUAGUUGCAGGGAUUGUAGACUUCCUGUCCUGUCACUUAAUUUGUUACACGGAUGAACUACUUAACGUCAUUUCUUAAAAACUUUUGUGAUCUGUCUUUUGUCUGUGAAGAAUAUCCUGUAAAAAUUUCAAGCCAUGAUUUUGGUUCAGUUCCUUUUAAAAAUAAAAUAGGAGCAGAGAUGUUGAAACACUGCAACUGAGACACGCAUUUUUACAUACUUAAGUUCCUCUCUCAUGGGUGCAUUUUUAGUUUUUUUAUCAAACCCUCAAGACAAAUUUUUAUUUGCUGUAGAUUCAAUUUUUUUGAAAAGUUUCUGGAAAAUAUUCAGAAUGUUACGCACUGAAGUUGGUUUGACAUUUAAUGAACUAAUCAUGGCUACUGUCUAGGUUCACCUUAAGAGAUCACCCGCAGCAACAGCUCUCAGCAAUAUUUUAUCCAGAUUUUUAAGGAAUAAUAAUGAGAUCCCUUUUUAUUGCUCAGGGUAAAUACCUCUUUUUGUUUAUCUUCACCCAAGAUACCAAGAAGACUCUCUGCAAUCUGAGUGAAUGAAAAAUGUAAACAUUAGAUACAAUUGACCCGUGUAUGUGUAUAAAUAAUUUUGUGCCAGUAUUUAUCCGAAUUGAGUGUCAUUCGCGAUUCUAUAUUCACUUUACUCUGUUUGUGAAAGCCUGUGAAUGUGUCUAAUGGUGCAUUAUUUUGUUGCAUCAUUUUUCAAUAAAAUUCACGCAGUUGUUUCUAGUUUGA
Messenger RNA from Bemisia tabaci, 6439 nucleotides. The record is from RefSeq and is a predicted model, not a curated record. Lineage: Eukaryota; Metazoa; Arthropoda; Insecta; Hemiptera; Aleyrodidae.